UUUAAAGUGCUAGAGAAACCAAAAGCCAACAAGCAUCGAACAGUAGUAACUCUUCCAAACCCACCGCCCCUCUUAAUUUCUCUCUCCUCACACCAUUUUAGCUCUCUCCCUCCCUCUUAUAAUCUCGAUCGAUCACUCUUCCUUCAAGACUGCUACAAGCUCUCAUACGCGCGUAAUAGAUAGCUAGUAUUAUCAAUUGGGGCUGGCUGGCUGCAGGGUGUGAUAUGAGUAGUGGAAGCAGUAUCAGCGCAAGCGUGGGAGGAGUAGCAGGAGCAGGAUCAGGAGGAGGAAGCGGAGCUGGCAGUGGAGGAGGAGGAGGAGGAGGAGGAGGAGGAGGGCCUUGCGGGGCCUGCAAGUUUCUGCGGCGUAAGUGCGUGACAGGAUGCAUCUUCGCUCCCUAUUUUGACUCGGAGCAGGGCGCGGCGCACUUCGCGGCGGUUCACAAGGUUUUCGGUGCCAGCAACGUCUCCAAGUUGCUUCUCCACAUCCCCGCUCACAAGCGUCUUGACGCCGUCGUCACCAUCUGCUACGAGGCACAGGCCCGCCUCCGUGAUCCCGUUUACGGCUGCGUCGCUCACAUCUUCGCCCUCCAACAACAGGUUGUCAACUUGCAAGCGGAGUUGUCUUACUUACAAGCCCAUUUGGCGACACUGGAGCUCCCGUGCCCCCCGCCGCCGCCGCCGCCGCCGACCUUAUCACCCGCAGUGCCCUUGCCCCUUACCAUCUCCGACCUUCCAUCGGCAUCACUCCUCCCUUCCUCUGUCGAUCUUGCAGCCCUCUUCGACCCCCUCGUGCAACAAGCUUGGGCUCUUCAACAAUUACCGCAACAAGAUCAGCAGCACCAGCAGCUCAGCGCGAGUACAAGAAGCCUAUCCGAGAGUUCCAGCUACGGCGGAGGCGGCGGCGGAGGCGACCUCCAAGCAUUGGCCCGGGAGCUCCUCGGCCGCCACAACCACCGGACCACCAGUGGCGAACCGCCUCCCUCCUCAAAGUGACUGGUGAUGUCAAAUCCCAGGCGAGGUAUAUGAAUAUUGAAACAAGUAUAUGUUGCUCGUUUCAGGGGAUGUGCUUCUUAUUCUGGGAUCAAGAAUCCAAAUUAAUUUGCUUAUAUAAUGCGAGGGGGGAUUGGCCUAGCUAGUAGUACUACUAGCUACUUCUCUAAUGUUUCAAUACCCCACAAAAAAAAAAACUUUCUUUUAACUUCAUUUGUUCAACAAAUUAGGUCAAACUGGAGGAUUAAGACAUAUCAUAUUUAGGAUGAUCGUCAUGUAGUGACCGAGCUGCUUCUUCGAUUGGACACAUCUGCCUGGAAUGUAAAAAAUGAAGAAAUGAUCAUGCAUGGGGUUUCAUUAUUAUAAUUCAGUAUUGGCCAACAUGAGAGCAAAAUUUAAGCAACAAUG
Zingiber officinale is the source of this 1400-nucleotide messenger RNA. Its product is annotated as LOB domain-containing protein 18-like. Gene Ontology annotation, biological process: hormone-mediated signaling pathway; positive regulation of DNA-templated transcription. The coding region runs from base 225 to 995 and encodes 256 amino acids. The record is from RefSeq and is a predicted model, not a curated record. Gene Ontology annotation, cellular component: nucleus. The transcript is spliced from 2 exons. Lineage: Eukaryota; Viridiplantae; Streptophyta; Magnoliopsida; Zingiberales; Zingiberaceae.